This is a messenger RNA of Bacillus rossius redtenbacheri, 1714 nucleotides long. Its product is annotated as venom carboxylesterase-6-like. NCBI's taxonomy places the organism in Eukaryota, Metazoa, Arthropoda, Insecta, Phasmatodea, Bacillidae. The record is from RefSeq and is a predicted model, not a curated record. Bases 298 to 1653 code for a protein of 451 amino acids. The transcript has 10 exons. Gene Ontology annotation, molecular function: serine hydrolase activity.
GGAGGCGGGCAGCUUCUGGCGACCGUGGCGCAGGGGGACCUCGCCGGCCACUGGCUGGUCUCCCGCAAGGGACGGCCCUUCGCCGCCUUCCAGGGCGUGCCCUACGCCAGGCCGCCGCUCGGGCAGCUGCGCUUCCAGAGUCCAAAGGCACCGGAACCCUGGCAGGGCGUCAGGAAUGCGACAACAGAUGCAUCUAUUUGCAUACAGAGAAGCAUUUUCGCGAGACAAGAGAACAUAAGUGGCUCGGAAGAUUGUUUGUACCUCAAUGUAUACAUUCCGGAGAUAGCUGGACACACCAUGAACAACCUGCCUGUUAUGGUGUGGUUCCAUGGCGGCGGCUGGGUGUCCGGUGCAGGCACCAGCCAGUUCUAUGGACCGACCUUCCUCAUGGACCACGACAUCGUCCUGGUCACUGUCAACUACCGGCUAGGUCCACUAGGUUUCAUGAGCACCGGUGACGAAGCGGCGCCGGGUAAUUUCGGCCUGAAAGAUCAGGUGGCAGCCCUGCGGUGGACGAGGGACAACAUCGCAGCGUUUGGCGGCGACCCGGGCAGCGUGACGAUCUUCGGGGAGAGCGCCGGAGGAGCCAGCGUGCACUACCACAUGCUGUCCCCGCUCAGUCGCGGCCUGUUUCACAGAGGGAUCUCCCAGAGCGGCAAUGCGCUGAACAUGUGGACGCUGGCGCCGAACGGCGACUCGAGGCACCAAGCGGAGAAGCUCGCGCGCUUCCUGUCCUGCCCGACUGCACCUUCCGCGGACUUGGUGAGCUGCCUGCGCGAGAAGCCAGCCGCCGACGUGAUUGCGACGGACAGGCAGUUCAUGGAGUGGGACGUGGACCCGCUUAUCCCCUUCAAGCCCGUCAUAGAGCAGCAGGCGGCCGGAGGAGAGGAGGUGUUCCUGCCCGACCACCCUCUGAGUCUGCUGCUGGACCGCCGCGUGUCCAACACCUCUUGGAUCACCGGACUCAACUCCGGCGACGGGGGACUGCGGGCUGCCCCAAUUUAUGCCAGUCAAGAGCUUGUUGCACAGCUGAACAACAAUUUUGACCACGUAGCACCAAUUUCUAUGUUCUAUGGGCAAACAUCUCCAAAAGUAGAUGAAGUGAGCCAAAAAAUAAGAAAAUUCUACUUUGGAAACAACCCGAUCAACAACGAUACCGUAUUCAGUGUUGUUGAUAUGUUCACGGACAGCUGGUUCCUCCACGGCACGAACCAGGCGGUCCGGCUCCAAGCGACGAGGAGCAGCGCCCCCGUCUACUACUACUACUUCGCGUACAGAGGCACCAGGAGCUUCAGCGAGCUCUUCAGUGGCCUCGACACGGACUUCGGCGUCUGCCAUGCAGACGAGCUGCAGUAUCUAUUUCCUUCAAAUCGAGUAUUUCCGGAUUUGGUUCCUUCCGAUGAAGACAACAGAAUUACAGACAUACUUUUGACGAUGUGGACCAACUUUGCACGGACAGGGAAGCCGACAACUGAGAGGCUGAAUGUUUCUUUUGAAUGGAAGCCUGUGACAACAUCUGCUCUGGAAUAUCUGCACAUUGGUUCUGAGAUGUUCAUGUCUACAGAGCUGCUGAAAGAAAGGGCGGAAUUCUGGGCAUCACUGCCCGUCAGUCAACACCACUCCUGGUCAAACUUGGCCAAAGAUGAGCUUUGAUUAUUAAAAACAAUGUUUAUAUAUGGACUAUACACUUUGUAUGAAAUAUUUUACAUGUGUU